AUGACAAUCAGUCAGUUGUUUGAAAACAACAGAAAUCAACCUGAAGCCUUGGAGGUCAAUGAUGACAUAUAUGUGGAGACCGAAAAGAAGAACACAGACUCUGAGAAGAAUGAAAAUCGUUUUUGUGUCCUUGACACAACUACACUGUUGCGUAGCUGUGUGCAAAGGGCAGUCGGAAUGCUCAGGGAUCAGAUGGAGACCGGCUUUCGUAGCACUCUCAGGGUGGAGAUUCUGCUAACUCUUCUCGAUGAUGAUGAUGAUGAAAUUAAAGAAGAAUUUAGCUGUAUCGUUAAGAGGCAUCUUCAUACAUUAUUGGCCACUCAUGUCGACAGCACCAUUUGGUCAAACAACUGGGUCAUGAGGGAGGCCUCCAACAUUGAUGCACUGCAAGAAGGAGGAACCUUCAGGAACACCUUAUGGAACCGUAUUCAGGCGGUGGUAAUACCUAUGUUGGCUCACCUUGUUGCAAUCAGUGACCGUGACCAAAACCUGAAUUUACUGUUGGAUAAAAACUGUGGACUUCCUCUUAAAAAGCUGUGGUUGGACAUUUUUGGAAAUGACAAGCUUCUACAAAUCAAUUCUGAGAGCAGAACAGUUCUGGUCCAAAACUACAUCACUCCAAAGAUGAGAGUUGGCUGCAGCAUGCCCUUUAGCUGGAGGAUCAGAGACUACCUGGAGGACAUGUGGGUUCACGCUCUCCAGAACGAAGGGCAAACACAGCUGCAGUUUGAUGACUUCUUCUGGAACACACCAUUGGGGCGUUUCAUUGGAAAAGAAGACCAGGAAACACAGACGGAAUUCUACCACCGAUAUUUACAGGAUUAUAUCUCAUUAACCAUGAAUGUAUCCUGUGAAGAAGAGAUGCAGCUCCUGAGUGCAGCUCUUAACAGCUGUGUGAAUGAACUGAAGAUAAAGCUUGAAGCCACAGACAGACCCACGUCUCUGUCCUGGAUCCACGCUGCUCACGAGUUCAAGAACAGACUGCAGAACCUCUCCAGGAUUAUCUGCAUUAAACCACAAGUCACAGGAGACCUCUUAAGAAAUCCAAGUUCCAGAGAUGGACCUGAAAUGAUACUGGAUGUGUAUGCUGCUUUUGCCUGUGUGGAAAAUUUGGAGCCAACAGCUCUGGACACAGACGACCAGAGACAGACUUGGCUCAGACAGGUUCAUCAACUCCAGGUUCCCAUUGAACUGGUUUGUGCUGAGGACUGUGUCCAACUCUACGGAGAGAGAAGCAAAGCCUUUGCCAGCAGAGUGCUGAAUGCUUGGAAUCGGAUCUUUUGUCUUUCUUUAUUUGUGGAGCACAUGUUGGUGGGUAUUGAGGAACUAGACCAAAAACUGGUCCCCUCAGUUUUACAGAACACACAGAGACUUUGGCAGAUGUUGGAAAAGAACACAAACAUGAAAACUAAAGAUGCGUUUGAAACUGUCAUUGGUUUACUGAAAACCUGCAAAGAAGGAGCUGUUGAAUGCAUCUUCAGGUUUGGUCUCCCUCGGUGUUCAGUGUGUAUUGGAGACCCUCAGGACCCCAUCUGCCUCCCGUGUCAACACAUUUAUUGUUUGGUCUGUAUCAAACAGUGGCUUGUCCCAGGGCAGAUGUACUGUCCAUACUGUAUGCAGCAGGUCAACGAUGACUUUGCAAUAGUUCCUUCCAACGAUAUUAGGGUUCAAAUAAACACACAUGCACAGUUUAGAAGGCGCUGCAAUGCUUUCUUUGUGGAGUUGGUGUCAUCCAUGUGUUUCAAAGAUAAUUCCCCGCCAAGUUCAGAGGUGGUCAGUGAUCUGCUGUCAUUUCUCAUGCACGAGGCUAAUCCUGCGUUGAUACCUGGAGCACAAAGACAGAGAGUUAUUGUCACAAAAGAGUUCUCCCCGUUUGAUGAAUCUCUUGACAAAAGCCCCGUGGUUCGUUCAGUCGUGCUUAAAUUACUUUUGAAGUACAGCUUUGAUAAAAUAGAGAAGUACUUGAAGCAUUAUCUUCAUGCAGUAGAAGAGAGCAACCUCUUGGACGAUGCAGAGAAGACUGAACUGUACUCGCUCUACAUAAACUGUUUUGAGGACUCCAUGUUUGAGAAACUGUGCUUGGAGGAUGAAAGCAUAUUCCUGCAGCUUCUGUCUGAUUAUCCCCAACAAAUCCUCUGUUCGUCCACUGUAGACAGCCUGCAGCUGGUCGCACGUGUCCGACUUAACCUGGACAUAGCGGCUGGUCUCAUUAUUGAAGACACCACCCUGACAAAAUCUCAAGCACACAAUGCAGUGGAUGCCUUCCUUAAAAGUGUUAAGAACUUGUGUCAGCAAAGUAAGAACGACUGGUACCGAGUUUAUUUAAUUCGGAAACUUGGAACUCAGCAUGGAGUGGCACAUGUCCAGAACCUCCUUAAAUUUCCUCAAAUGAGCUGGAUUUUCCCCAAGGAAAUUCUGGAAAAGGCUGAUGAGGCACCAAUGGACUUCUUUCUUGUGUGUGGUCCUGACUAUCAAACCAUCCGAAAUGCUGUUGCAAAGGUGGUUAUGGAUGGCACCAUGGAUGACCUGGAUGGGACCUGUGAGAGGGUCAGAUGUGUAAAUCAAAGCAGAGCAGUUUUGCUGCUUCUUGCUCUGUACAGAGAAGUCACCACAUGGUACAAACAACCCAGUACAAACCUUCAUCCCAAACCUGCGCAAAUAGACCUAUGGAUGGGCUAUAUUGGGCAAUCUAAAGUCCUAACUUCCCCAGAAUUAAAGGCUUUUGCUCAGGCUCUUGUCACAAACCAGCUUGGGCCUUUGACUCUCCAGCCUGCGCUCUCCAGGACUCAGAGCGUCCUCAUAGAACUCACUGUCCAUCUGGCUGCUGUGCUUCUCUGUGGAAACCAGGGCAUUUUGGGACCUUUGAAGCAGCUGGCUCUCACACCUAGGACCAUGCAGGCGGCGUUUUUACCCAGUAUGCCGGAAGACAAAAUCAUAAUGGCACAACAAGCAAUGGGACAGAAGUUGCGGUGGUACCUUUGUCCAAAUGGACACCCAUGUACUAUUGGUGAAUGUGGUCGACCCAUGGAAAGAAGUCGUUGUGUGGACUGUGGAGCAGAUAUAGGUGGAAUUAAUCAUAUUCCAGCGCAAGGGUUUAUGGUAGCCCAGUUACAGGGUGACCGUACUCAGAGUGGGCACAUCCUUGGUGACCCUGGACGCAGAAACAGUCCUGACAUGUUGGACACAAAGAGCCUUUCCCCUGUUCCCUUUGCAGUCGUCCGAAUGAUCACACACAUGGCCAUGAUGUUUGGUCUCUGCAAUGACGCACAGAUGAUCUCAACCAUGAUCAAGCCCCGAGUCGUUUUUCCAGGAAAGUUUCUCUUUGCUCAUCUGACAGAGGAUCAAAGACAUCUGACUAAGUCCCUUGGAAAAGGAGCAGAUGAUGCAGUCAUCACUGUACAUUUGAUCAUCAGCAGCCUGCUCCAUCCUCCACAUGAACAUGCCUGGCCUGUUGGUUAUGAUAAUCAGCUCUCCACCAAUAAAGCUAGAAAUAAUUGGGAAAAUAAGAUGAGCAACAUAAUAGCUCCUCUAUUGAAGAACAUGGAGAGACAGCUGAAGCAGGUGAACGCACUCAUUCGUUCUGAUGACCGCAUUUCUGCCAGUCCAAUCAUGAAAGUCAUGUUUGGGGACCCUCAGCUGUUUUUGGACUCUUUACCUAAAAACUCUUUGAUCCAUUGUUCCACUGUGUGGAGCAGCAGAGAGAAGGUGUCUCUCUUUGGGCUCACACACAUUUUAGAGCAAAAUGGUGGCAAAGAAGCAUUGCCAUUUCUGUGGACAUUUUUGCAUAGGGAAGCCGAGUACAGGCUGGUGAAAUUCCUUCCUGACAUUCUCACUCUUCAAAAACAUCUUGUCAAAAAGUUUCAAAACAUAACUGAAGUGUCUGGUACUAUUGCUGAUUUUCUGGAAGGCCAGCAGUCAGUUUCUCUAAAGGCCUGGUACGAGAAACAUAUCAAAAUUGUGUUGAAUACUUGGAAUGAACUAAGAGUGUUCUUGGCAACUAAUGGUGACAUAAAGCUUCCACCUAGUUUCUGUGAGAAGGACUUGGACCGCCGCAGUGACUUUCGAGUGCUGUUGCCCAGUCGACGAGGCCCGGGGCUCUGCUCCACAGCCCUCGUCAGUUAUCUCAUCUUUCUGCAGAAUGACUUGCUUUACAGUGUGGACAGGCUCACUGGAGAGGACACCAGUUAUAAAGUCAGUCCAGUAGAUCUGACUGACCUUCACGUGAUCCGGUACGAGCUGGACAAAGACCUCAUGCCCCUGGUUUUGUCCAACACUCAGUACAGCAUUGAGAAAGGUCAAGAAACACUGCACGAGUAUGACCUACCUAAAAUCCAGCAGCAAAUAGUGUCACGCUUUCUGCUGGGCAAACCUCUCAUCACGCUGAAUGGCAUUCCUACUUUGGUGCACAGACAUGACCGUAACUAUGAGAAUAUACUUAAGGAUGUCAAUGAAAAGAUCAAACAAGAACCCCUUCAAACUCUCAUCCAGUGUGCUGUGGGUACAGAGCUAGACUCUUACAGUGAGGUGUGCGAAGCCUUGUCCGCAGUGGAAAUUGCUCUUGGGUUUUUAGCCAUGACUGGAGGAGAUGCCAGUAUGCAGUUGUCUUGUUACCUGGAGGAUGUGCUGAAAAUGGCAACUCAAACCCCUCCACACAUCCUCAAGGCCUUGAGUAUGUGCUCUCUAAAACAUUGUGCGGCAUUAUGGCAGCUGCUUGGGUCUCUUAAAUCACAAGGCCUUCUAAAACUUAAGAGGGAUCCAUUCGAACACAUUCCAGAGGAGUACAAGCAGGUUCUCAGUGUGGAUGAGCGUGGACUGCUGGCUAGAUUCUUUUCUAAAAAUAGCGCCGAAACCUUUCUGCUGGAGAUGCAUGAGUUCCUUGUACUCAUGCUGAACAAACCUAAGGCUACAGACACCUUCAAACCUGAGUGGGGUCUUAAAGAGACUCUGGUGUCCUACAUGGAACGCAAAGACAUGGAUGUUCCUCCUGAACUAGAAGAGCUGUUCCCAGAGGAAAUCUGUUUGUCUCACAACUGGAGAACAUUAACGAAAAACACCACGAGCAAAAUCAAGAGCAACAGAUGGUUUUUGGUCCACGCUCUCAGACUCAAAGUUCUGGCUCGAGUGUGGACCCAUCUCCAGCUACCACAGAGCACAUGGAGGGACCACAGUCUGAGACCAGUCAGGCUUCAACAGAAGCACAAACAUCAGCCCCACCUGAACCCAGCAAAGACACUGAAGAGCGGAGUGUCGAGGGCACAAGGACUACAGAAGUGGAACCAACGCCGCAAAAGAUUGGAGGACAUUGGAAAUCUGGAGCGUGUACAACAGAUGAUGGAUCAAGAUAGAAGAGCUCUUGUCAAGAAGAUGACCAGUCAUGUCCAUCUAAGAGAGAUUGAUGUUCUCGUGGUGCGCUCCUGGUUGUACUUGAUAUCCUUAGUCUCAGACUUUGUUUCUUCUACAUCUCUGGAGACUCCACAAACAGCAAGUGUGCCGGCGUCACUUCGAGACACUUUGGAUACAGCUCUGGAUAUAAUCAGACAAAAGAUACAUCAGUGUUUCAGAGGCAACCUUCUACCUACUAGGGAUACGAAGGAGAUUGAAUUUUGGAAUAAUAUUUUAUCCAUCAAGUUCAGAGAAAACAUUUUCACUAACGUGUGGAAAGACAAACUAACAAAGGAUUUUGAGGACAGAUAUAAACAGGCAACUCCAAUGCAGCAGAUCGAAUACUACUGCAAGGAAAUAGAUAAUCUAAGUGUGUCAUAUCCGUAUGUUGCUUCUUCUGUUGAAGUCUGUGCUCUAGAUGCUGUAACCGCAUUAUGCCAGACAAAAUCUGAAGGAAAGAUUCUUGAGAGGAUUUCUUUAAACUGGUGUGGGAAGUUUGGGAAAUUAAUCUCGGCCAUUGUUGAGAAGUCAUGGCCUAAACGGUGUGGAGGGACUUACUGUGACGAUGAGGAAGCAAUCAUGCGCCAUCUCCUUACCUGGACUGCUUCAAAAAACAUUUUUCAGCUCUACGGUGGUAAGGAAGGGGUGACUGAGAAGCUCUCUGAUGUUGCUAGUGAAAGAAUUGCAAUAGCUGUUUCAUCGUUCACCAAUGUUGUCAACCAAGUGGCUCAUGGGAACAUUAAGAUUGGUUUGCUCAACAUACUUUUGGAGAAGAAAGAUGCUUUUUUGGAAUUAUCACAGAUCAAUGUUCCAACUGAAAAAGUAGCCAAAAUGAAAAGGCUUUUCCAGCACAGGCAAACUGAAGUGAAUGCUGUUUAUCACGAGAAGCAGCUGUUGGAUAUUUUGGUAACAAUGAGCAAUAAACUUGAAGAAGUUAUAAAAGUUGAUGUGGCAGAAGUAAAGGAGCGACAGCACGUUAACAUUGAGGAAAUGCCCCUGAACUCUUUCAUGGAGGUUCAACUCUUGGAUCAACUAUCCUCGGACAAGGCUGCAAAGAUCAUUAUGACAGUGAAAAAGACUCUUCACCUCCAAAGAGACUUUAGCGUUCUAAAGAACCUCCUACAAGUUAAUGAGGAAAAGGAGGGCGUCCGGAUUGAUCAGAUUGAUAAUGAUUUGAUUCAAGCCAAAAAGGAUCUAGUGGAUAUAACCGAAACACGUAAAGACUGUCUGCGUGAGCUGGGACUCAGGGGGAACUUUGUCCACUGGGUCAAAGAGGCUCUUGAAGAUAUCAACGAGCUGAAGGUGUUUGUUGACCUUGCCUCGAUCUCCGCUGGGGAGAAUGACAUGGACGUGGACCGGGUGGCUUGUUUCCAUGAUGCUGUUCUUGGAUACUCCCCUUUGCUUUAUGAACUGGAGCGGGAUGCAGAUUUUGACAAGUUCAACACAGUGGUCAAGAAGCUUUGGAGGGCUUUAGAGAACGAUUGCGACCUGCCUAAGAAACUGCGAGACAGCGCUCGUCAUCUUGAAUGGCUGAAAACCGUGAAAGACAGCCAUGGCUCAGUGGAGCUAUCAUCUCUUUCUUUAGCGUCAUCUAUUAACCAGAAGGGGAUUUACAUAAUCAGUGCACAACAUGGAAAAAAGUUGUGUCUUGACAAAGUCCUAGAGCUCCGAAUACCAGAGGAACAUGAUGCUGGUCAACAUAUACGAAACUACUCUUUGGAGGAUCUGCGAGAACUGCAGAACAAACUGAUGCUUAUGUCGGGUAAAGGAGAUCAAGGACGGCAUGAAGUGGAUUAUUUCACAGAGGUGUUUGACAAUGUUCAGAGAUUGUCUGAGGCUUUCAUUGCUCUGUACACAGCCGACCUGAGGCAGGUGUGGCACGAGCUUCAGUAUGACAUUCUUAGUCGGCCACAAGAAGUUGACGACGAUAUUGAGUUUCGGACGUUUACCUGGUUCAAAGUUCACAUGGUUCCCCAGGCUCCACUCACAAGAGUUCAGGAAUACUUGCAUGAGCACUAUGUUGUCUCUGAAGACCAGUGCAGUGCUGCUGCUGCAUUCAAAGACCGGCUGUGUGUUGGCAUUGUCUCAUCAACAAGAUCUGGUGUAGGUAAAUCUCUUUAUAUCAAGAGGCUGUAUCAGAAACUAAAGCACUCAACCAAGAAGACUACAGCAAUGAAUUGCAUUCGCUUGAUUGAACCUACUGUUGAUGAGGAUGCCGUGUUCCAGUCUCUUCUGAACAACACAGAGACGAAAGCCCUCGCAGUGUUUCAUUUGGAUGUCACAGCUUCGGUUCAACAUGGUCUGCAUGAGUUUCUUUUCAAGCUGUUGUUUUUGCGCUAUCUCAUGAACUCUGAGGGGAAGGUGUGGAAGUGCAAUGAGAAGCAGUUGUAUGUAGUUGAGAUUUUGGAGCGACCAAAAACCACAGGACGGAAGGCUGAAAAAUCGUCACUCAUAGAUGUGUUGCCGAAUAUUUUCUGCCGACCUCCAAAGGAGAUAUUGGAGUUGGAGCUUAGGAAAAUUGAUGACCCAACAAUAAUGAAUGGAGAAGACCCAUUGAUGGAUGAUGAAGAAUUCAGAACAAACACCACAGAGGCCAUCAGCAGCAUCAAGGAGGUUCUUUGUGACAAGACUGUUCAAGGAGAAGGUCUGGCAUCAGGCUCUGGCCUUCAGAUCAUAGCAGCAUGCAAUCCCUACCGGAAGCACACGGAUGAGAUGAUUGAAAGAUUAGAAUCUGCGGGUCUAGGAUACAGAGUUCGAGCUGAGGAGACCAAUGAAAAACUAGUUCUGGAGACUCAAAAACACACAAUGGAAAUUAUGGACCCUGACAAAAAAGUUUUGGAUGAAGCUAAACUUGUGCUCCUCAAAUGUGCCACACCGGAUUCCGUUGUCCGUUUGGACAGCAGUGAACUUCCCAGAGGAGAGAGUGAUCAUCUGGCCAAAGUUUACAAUGAAGAGAAGCACAAUGGCUGUUUAUCAGAGUUUAUCCUUGCCCUAACUGGGAAAGAGCAGCUUGGCAACACCUUCUUCACAGAGGUGACCACAUUUUCAAGACUUCUGACAGCGUCUGAUUUAAAAUCUCUGGAGCAAAAUGGUUUAAGUGCUGAACUUCUGUCUGUCCAGCAAUUUGACACUGAGCACUCCUUCUUAAAAAAGAUCAGAAACUUUCUCACAACUGGUAGAAAUAAUUGUGAAUCAAAGAUACUCAUCGUUCAGUGUGAUUAUGAUGAAGCUUCUCAGAGUGCUAAUCUUAUUGCAUCUGCAAAGCACUCAUCCAUAAAUGAAAUCAGAAAGACGGUACUUGAGAACCCAGGACAGAGAGUGUUUGUCUACAUCAUUACAAGACUGCCUAGAAUGAUUGGAGGGACGUCCUAUGUUGGAUUCUAUGGAGGACCUUGGAAAUCAGUUCACAUUGACGACCUUAGAAAAUCAAAUGAAAUUAUUUCUGACAUAAAACUCCUGCAAAGAAUGACAAUCAGUCAGUUGUUUGAAAACAACAGAAAUCAACCUGAAGCCUUGGAGGUCAAUGAUGACAUAUAUGUGGAGACCGAAAAGAAGAACACAGACUCUGAGAAGAAUGAAAAUCGUUUUUGUGUCCUUGACACAACUACACUGUUGCGUAGCUGUGUGCAAAGGGCAGUCGGAAUGCUCAGGGAUCAGAUGGAGACCGGCUUUCGUAGCACUCUCAGGGUGGAGAUUCUGCUAACUCUUCUCGAUGAUGAUGAUGAUGAAAUUAAAGAAGAAUUUAGCUGUAUCGUUAAGAGGCAUCUUCAUACAUUAUUGGCCACUCAUGUCGACAGCACCAUUUGGUCAAACAACUGGGUCAUGAGGGAGGCCUCCAACAUUGAUGCACUGCAAGAAGGAGGAACCUUCAGGAACACCUUAUGGAACCGUAUUCAGGCGGUGGUAAUACCUAUGUUGGCUCACCUUGUUGCAAUCAGUGACCGUGACCAAAACCUGAAUUUACUGUUGGAUAAAAACUGUGGACUUCCUCUUAAAAAGCUGUGGUUGGACAUUUUUGGAAAUGACAAGCUUCUACAAAUCAAUUCUGAGAGCAGAACAGUUCUGGUCCAAAACUACAUCACUCCAAAGAUGAGAGUUGGCUGCAGCAUGCCCUUUAGCUGGAGGAUCAGAGACUACCUGGAGGACAUGUGGGUUCACGCUCUCCAGAACGAAGGGCAAACACAGCUGCAGUUUGAUGACUUCUUCUGGAACACACCAUUGGGGCGUUUCAUUGGAAAAGAAGACCAGGAAACACAGACGGAAUUCUACCACCGAUAUUUACAGGAUUAUAUCUCAUUAACCAUGAAUGUAUCCUGUGAAGAAGAGAUGCAGCUCCUGAGUGCAGCUCUUAACAGCUGUGUGAAUGAACUGAAGAUAAAGCUUGAAGCCACAGACAGACCCACGUCUCUGUCCUGGAUCCACGCUGCUUAUCACGAGUUCAAGAACAGACUGCAGAACCUCUCUAGGAUUAUCUGCAUUAAACCACAAGUCACAGGAGACCUCUUAAGAAAUCCAAGUUCCAGAGAUGGACCUGAAAUGAUACUGGAUGUGUAUGCUGCUUUUGCCUGUGUGGAAAAUUUGGAGCCAACAGCUCUGGACACAGACGACCAGAGACAGACUUGGCUCAGACAGGUUCAUCAACUCCAGGUUCCCAUUGAACUGGUUUGUGCUGAGGACUGUGUCCAACUCUACGGAGAGAGAAGCAAAACCUUUGCCAGCAGAGUGCUGAAUGCUUGGAAUCGGAUCUUUUGUCUUUCUUUAUUUGUGGAGCACAUGUUGGUGGGUAUUGAGGAACUAGACCAAAAACUGGUCCCCUCAGUUUUACAGAACACACAGAGACUUUGGCAGAUGUUGGAAAAGAACACCAACAUGAAAACUAAAGAUGCGUUUGAAACUGUCAUUGGUUUACUAAAAACCUGCAAAGAAGGAGCUGUUGAAUGCAUCUUCAGGUUUGGUCUCCCUCGGUGUUCAGUGUGUAUUGGAGACCCUCAGGACCCCAUCUGCCUCCCGUGUCAACACAUUUAUUGUUUGGUCUGUAUCAAACAGUGGCUUGUCCCGGGGCAGAUGUACUGUCCAUACUGUAUGCAGCAGGUCAACGAUGACUUUGCAAUAGUUCCUUCCAACGAUAUUAGGGUUCAAAUAAACACACAUGCACAGUUUAGAAGGCGCUGCAAUGCUUUCUUUGUGGAGUUGGUGUCAUCUAUGUGUUUCAAAGAUAAUUCCCCGCCAAGUUCAGAGGUGGUCAGUGAUCUGCUGUCAUUUCUCAUGCACGAGGCUAAUCCUGCGUUGAUACCUGGAGCACAAAGACAGAGAGUUAUUGUCACAAAAGAGUUCUCCCCGUUUGAUGAAUCUCUUGACAAAAGCCCCGUGGUUCGUUCAGUCGUGCUUAAAUUACUAUUGAAGUACAGCUUUGAUAAAAUAGAGAAGUACUUGAAGCAUUAUCUUCAUGCAGUAGAAGAGAGCAACCUCUUGGACGAUGCAGAGAAGACUGAACUGUACUCGCUCUACAUAAACUGUUUUGAGGACUCCAUGUUUGAGAAACUGUGCUUGGAGGAUGAAAGCAUCUUCCUGCAGGACCUGUCUGCAGAUCCCCUGCAAAUCCUCUGUUCGGCCACCGUAAAAAGCCUGCAGCUGGUCGCACGUGUCCGACUUAACCUGGACACGGCGGCUGGUCUCAUUAUUGAAGACACCACCCUGACAAAAUCUCAAGCACACAAUGCAGUGGAUGCCUUCCUUAAAAGUGUAAAGAACUUGUGUCAGCAAAGUAAGAACGACUGGUACCGAGUUUAUUUAAUUCGGAAACUUGGAACUCAGCAUGGAGUGGCACAUGUCCAGAACCUCCUGAAAGUUCAUCAAACGAGCUGGAUUUUCCCCAAGGAAAUUCUGGAAAAGGCUGAUGAGGCACCAAUGGACCUCUUUCUUGUGUGUGGUCCUGACUACCAAACCAUCCGAAAUGCUGUUGCAAAGGUGGUUAUGGAUGGCACCAUGGUUGACCUGGAUGGGACCUGUGAGAGGGUCAGAUGUGUAAAUCAAAGCAGAGCAGUUUUGCUGCUUCUUGCUCUGUACAGAGAAGUCACCACAUGGUACAAACAACCCAGUACAAACCUUCAUCCCAAACCUGCGCAAAUAAACCUAUGGAUGGGCUAUAUUGGGCAAUCUAAAGUCCUAACUUCCCCAGAAUUAAAGGCUUUUGCUCAGGCUCUUGUUACAAACCAGCUUGGGCCUUUGACUCUCCAGCCUGCGCUCUCCAGGACUCAGAGCGUCCUCAUAGAACUCACUGUCCAUCUGGCUGCUGUGCUUCUCUGUGGAAACCAGGGCAUUUUGGGACCUUUGAAGCAGCUGGCUCUCCCACCUGGGACCAUGCAGUUGGCGUUUUUACCCAGUAUGCCGGAAGACAAAAUCACAAUGGCACAACAAGCAAUGGGACAGGGCUUGCAGUGGUACCUUUGUCCAAAUGGACACCCAUGUACUAUUGGUGAAUGUGGUCAACCCAUGGAAAGAAGUCGUUGUGUGGACUGUGGAGCAGAUAUAGGUGGAAUUAAUCAUAUUCCAGCACAAGGGUUUUCGAUUGCCCCGUUGCAGGGUGACCGUACUCAGAGUGGGCACAUCCUUGGUGACCCUGGACGCAGAAACAGUCCUGACAUGUUGGACACAAAGAGCCUUUCCCCUGUUCCCUUUGCAGUCGUCCGAAUGAUCACACACAUGGCCAUGAUGUUUGGUCUCUGCAAUGACGCACAGAUGAUCUCGACUAUGAUCAAGCCCCGGGUCGUUGACCCAGGAAAGUUUCUCUUUGCUCAUCUGACAGAGGAUCAAAAACAUCUGACUAAGUCCCUUGGAAAAGGAGCAGAUGAUGCAGUCAUCACUGUACAUUUGAUCAUCAGCAGCCUGCUCCAUCCUCCACAUGAACAUGCCUGGCCUGUUGACUAUGAUAAUCAGCUCUCCACCAAUAAAGCUAGAAAUAAUUGGGAAACUAAGAUGAGCAACAUAAUAGCUCCUCUAUUGAAGAACAUGGAGAGACAGCUGAAGCAGGUGAACGCACUCAUUCGUUCUGAUGACCGCAUUUCUGCCAGUCCAAUCAUGAAAGUCAUGUUUGGGGACCCUCAGCUGUUUUUGGACUCUUUACCUAAAAACUCUUUGAUCCAUUGUUCCACUGUGUGGAGCAGCAGAGAGAAGGUGUCUCUCUUUGGGCUCACACACAUUUUAGAGCAAAAUGGUGGCAAAGAAGCAUUGCCAUUUCUGUGGACAUUUUUGCAUAGGGAAGCCGAGUACAGGCUGGUGAAAUUCCUUCCUGACAUUCUCACUCUUCAAAAACAUCUUGUCAAAAAGUUUCAAAACAUAACUGAACUGUCUGGUACUAUUGCUGAUUUUCUGGAAGGCCAGCAGUCAGUUUCUCUAAAGGCCUGGUACGAGAAACAUAUCAAAAUUGUGUUGAAUACUUGGAAUGAACUAAGAGUGUUCUUGGCAACUAAUGGUGACAUAAAGCUUCCACCUAGUUUCUGUGAGAAGGACUUGGACCGCCGCAGUGACUUUCGAGUGCUGUUGCCCAGUCGACGAGGCCCGGGGCUCUGCUCCACAGCCCUCGUCAGUUAUCUCAUCUUUCUGCAGAAUGACUUGCUUUACAGUGUGGACAGGCUCACUGGAGAGGACACCAGUUAUAAAGUCAGUCCAGUAGAUCUGACUGACCUUCACGUGAUCCGGUACGAGCUGGACAAAGACCUCAUGCCCCUGGUUUUGUCCAACACUCAGUACAGCAUUGAGAAAGGUCAAGAAACACUGCACGAGUAUGACCUACCUAAAAUCCAGCAGCAAAUAGUGUCACGCUUUCUGCUGGGCAAACCUCUCAUCACGCUGAAUGGCAUUCCUACUUUGGUGCACAGACAUGACCGUGACUAUGAGAAUAUACUUAAGGAUGUCAAUGAAAAGAUUAAACAAGAACCCCUUCAAACUCUCAUCCAGUGUGCUGUGGGCACAGAGCUAGACUCUUACAGUGAGGUGUGCGAAGCUUUGUCCGCAGUGGAAAUUGCUCUUGGGUUUUUAGCCAUGACUGGAGGAGAUGCCAGUAUGCAGUUGUCUUGUUACCUGGAGGAUGUGCUGAAAAUGGCAACUCAAACCCCUCCACAUAUCCUCAAGGCCUUAAGUAUGUGCUCUCUAAAACAUUGUGCGGCAUUAUGGCAGCUGCUUGGGUCUCUUAAAUCACAAGGCCUUCUAAAACUUAAGAGGGAUCCAUUCGAACACAUUCCAGAGGAGUACAAGCAGGUUCUCAGUGUGGAUGAGCGUGGACUGCUGGCUGGAUUCUUUUCUAAAAAUAGCGCCGAAACUUUUUUGCUGGAGAUGCAUGAGUUCCUUGUACUCAUGCUGAACAAACCUAAGGCUACAGACACCUUCAAACCUGAGUGGGGUCUAAAAGAGACUCUGGUGUCCUACAUGGAACGCAAAGACAUGGAUGUUCCUCCUGAACUAGAAGAGCUGUUCCCAGAGGAAAUCUGUUUGUCUCAGUCAUGUGCACUAUCAUGA
This is a messenger RNA of Knipowitschia caucasica, 13896 nucleotides long. Lineage: Eukaryota; Metazoa; Chordata; Actinopteri; Gobiiformes; Gobiidae. The record is from the annotation of a GenBank genome assembly.